CCUGACGGCUCAUAACACCAUCACUUCUUAUUAAUUUAUAUCUACAUAGGAAAAAUCUAAGAACAAAUCAUAUUAUUCAUACAAAUAAAUCGAUUGGCCACAGCGUAACUAUUUUUAGUGCGGCGCUAUUGACGGAUUAGAGUGAAAGCGAUACCCGAAAAUAAUCAUAAGAAAAUAUAAUGAGUCAAAAGAACUGCAAUAACAACCGUCGGUUGAAUCCUGCAAAAAUGUACGAGGCAUUACACAAGAAGCGUGCGGCCGAAUGCGAAGCCAGAGAGCAAUGGGCCGGCGUGACGCAGUACUUUAAAACGUGGGAGAACAACUCGAACAAGUUUACAAAUUGGACUUCGCCGCAGUACUACAAAAAAAGUUCCGAGCUACAAUUGGAAAUGCGGAGACGGGAGCAGCGAAAACUCGAGGAAGAACAAGAAGAAUUGCAAAAGUGGCGCAAGAAAUUGCGGGACAGACAACUCGAGGACGAGGAAUUUAAGAAAGGACAAAUGAAAAAAAAGCCCGUACCACUGUCGAGGCCGAAUUCAGCAGGACAAAAAACACCUUGCGAAGAAAUGGCAAUGGAACUAAAACGUAAACACGACGCUGUCACGGAUAGGGAGAUCGAGUUGAGACUUCACGUGCGAUCCAAAUCGUGCGAUCCUAAACAGGCUAAACAAUAUGUAAUGCGAGAGCGUGAGCGGUCGUCAGAGUCUUCGUGGGACGACCGGAUGAAGGAGAAAAAGUCGGCGGACCAAAAACGGCGAGAACGAUCGGAAAACGAACAACGAUUGAACGAAGAACGGUUUGCAGCUGAUAGAUUGGCCGAAGAGGAAAAACACCGGACACGAAAGGUUCGAGCGACUCAAUUGAAAGACGAACUUGUUGGUCGUGUGGCGGAAUUAAAAAAUCGUUCGGACCGAUGUGAUGAACUCAAGAGAUUGGAAUCUGCAUACUUGACAUUGCAAUGCCGGGUGGAAGACGUGGAACAUUGUAAUGAGCAGUUGGAUCGAAAAAAGAUUCAAAGCUUAUCCAGGGCCAAGGCACUCCGCCAGUACCUGACUACACUAAAACAAAGGUCUAAGGAGGUAGUUGAGUUUUUGCGAGAAGACCGUAAACUUUUAGAUGACUUGGUCUCAACUGUACGCAGCUCAAAUGCUGCGGCAUCCAUUGACCUGGGUGAUAUGGUAGAUGAGCUAAGAAAUCUGUACAACCAGUACGAGGAUGACGAGAGCCAGCGGCUAUACUUGAUGGACUUUAUGUUUGAAGAAGAAGCUCGAAACAUGUGGCGGUCACAAGAGGAACGGUGGCGUAAAGAACAUGCAUUACGCAAGACCGGAAUAGAAAACCUAUUUUCUGCGAUAAAAACUCAAUUGGAAGAGAACAUUGACAAAUGUUUGGAGGAACAACGUGUCUUGAUCAGUGAACGAGAAGAGUUAAUCAGUGUCAUUGAAAAAGGUAAUGACGAAUUGAAACGGCUGGAAGCAGAAUCGGCUGAGUUCUACGAACAGUAUCCAGACUACUGUAGCAGUGACGAUAAUAAUAAUGAUGGAAUACAAUCAUCGAAUUCUACGGACUAUAGACAAUUUGAAAAAAUUGCUUUAAAGGUAAUGGAUCGGGAACAAAAAUUGUUGACAGAUAUGGCUCGAAUGAAUUUGUUGGAUGAUCCCAAAUUAACAGAUCACAGAAGAAAGAAAUCAGUUUGGUAAAUUACUUUUGAUUACACAUUUAAAUUUUAUACGACUUGUAUAUCAACAAAUUUGUCUUAACUUUGUAUAAUUUUUACAUUUUCUCACUGACAACAUAAGAGCAAUUAGUUUUUAAAUAGUUCUCAAAGAAGAAUUAACAAUUUAUAGGUUUUUUUUUUUUUUUUUAAUUGAAUUAUUUUAUUGUUUCAUCACUGUCUAAUAGUUAAUGAUUUAAGAUUUUGGUAACAAAAGAUAAUAUUUUAAUUCUGUGCAAUAUGUUUUUAUUUUUUGAGCUUUAUUGUUAAACUUUUAUUAAUGU
This is a messenger RNA of Melanaphis sacchari, 1998 nucleotides long. Its product is annotated as trichohyalin. Gene Ontology annotation, biological process: apoptotic process. Bases 180 to 1700 code for a protein of 506 amino acids. The record is from RefSeq and is a predicted model, not a curated record. The transcript has 11 exons. Lineage: Eukaryota; Metazoa; Arthropoda; Insecta; Hemiptera; Aphididae. Gene Ontology annotation, cellular component: keratin filament.